This is a messenger RNA of Poecile atricapillus (Black-capped chickadee), 5462 nucleotides long. It is a transcript of the gene MITF, whose product is annotated as melanocyte inducing transcription factor. Gene Ontology annotation, biological process: melanocyte differentiation; regulation of transcription by RNA polymerase II. Gene Ontology annotation, cellular component: nucleus. The record is from RefSeq and is a predicted model, not a curated record. Gene Ontology annotation, molecular function: DNA-binding transcription factor activity, RNA polymerase II-specific; protein dimerization activity; RNA polymerase II cis-regulatory region sequence-specific DNA binding. Lineage: Eukaryota; Metazoa; Chordata; Aves; Passeriformes; Paridae. The transcript is spliced from 10 exons. The coding region runs from base 316 to 1893 and encodes 525 amino acids.
GGAGCGGGAAUGGGCCGGGAAUGGGCCGGGAAUGGGCGGGAUGGACGGGGCGGGCGGCCCCGCGCUCGGGCUGACAGCGGCGGCCCGGCCCGGCCCGGCCCUCCCGGCGCGGCGCGGCGGGACUUGUAGUGCGCGGCGGGCGGAGGCGGCCGGGCCGGCCCCGGGGCGGACUACAAGUCCCAGGCGGGGCGGGCGGCGCUGUGUGUGAGCCCAGCCGGCGGAGCGGAGCGGAGCGGGGCGGGCGGCGCGGCGGGGCUCGCUCGGCGCCGCAGCCGUAACCUCCCGUCUCUCCCUCUCGCAGCGGCCGCGGCGACGAUGCAGGCGGAGUCGGGGAUCGUGCCGGACUUCGAGGUGGGCGAGGAGUUCCACGAGGAGCCCAAGACGUACUACGAGCUGAAGAGCCAGCCCCUCAAGAGCAGCAAUUCCGAGCAUCCUGGCGCUUCCAAGCCUCCCUUAAGCUCCUCCAGCAUGACCUCACGAAUCCUGCUCCGACAGCAGCUCAUGCGUGAGCAGAUGCAGGAGCAGGAGCGUCGGGAGCAGCAGCAGAAGCAGCAGGCAGCCCAGUUCAUGCAGCAGCGAGUGCCCGUGAGCCAGACACCUGCCAUCAACGUCAGCGUCCCCACCAGCCUGCCCCCCGCCACCCAGGUGCCCAUGGAGGUCCUCAAGGUGCAGACUCACCUUGAGAAUCCAACCAAGUACCACAUUCAGCAGGCCCAGCGGCAGCAGGUAAAGCAGUACCUCUCUACCACUCUAGCAAAUAAACAUGCCAACCAAGCCCUGAGCUUGCCAUGUCCAAACCAGCCUGGGGACCAUGUCAUGCCACCUGGAACGGGGAGCAGCGCACCCAACAGCCCCAUGGCUAUGCUCACCCUCAACUCCAACUGUGAGAAAGAGGGAUUUUAUAAAUUUGAAGAGCAAAGCAGGGUUGAGAGUGAGUGCCCGGCUCUGAAUACACACUCACGAGCAUCAUGCAUGCAGAUGGAUGAUGUGAUCGAUGACAUCAUUAGUUUGGAGUCCAGUUAUAAUGAAGAAAUCCUCGGCUUGGUGGACCCAGCCCUGCAGAUGGCAAACACGUUGCCUGUGUCUGGCAAUUUGAUUGACCUUUACGGCAACCAAAGCAUGCCUCCUCCAGGACUAAACAUCAGCAACUCAUGUCCAGCUAAUCUUCCUAAUAUAAAAAGGGAGCUCACAGCAUGUAUUUUUCCUACAGAGUCGGAAGCCAGAGCGUUGGCUAAGGAGAGGCAAAAGAAAGACAAUCACAACUUGAUUGAACGAAGAAGAAGAUUUAAUAUUAAUGAUCGUAUAAAAGAACUGGGCACUUUGAUACCCAAGUCAAAUGACCCUGACAUGCGCUGGAACAAGGGCACAAUUCUGAAGGCGUCGGUGGAUUACAUCCGCAAGCUGCAGAGGGAACAGCAGCGCACCAAGGAGCUGGAGAACAGGCAGAAGAAGCUGGAACAUGCCAACAGGCACCUGCUGCUCAGAAUACAGGAACUUGAGAUGCAAGCCCGGGCACAUGGACUGUCCCUUGUCCCAUCUACAGGCCUUUGCUCCCCUGACAUGGUCAACAGGGUCAUCAAACAGGAGCCUGUGCUGGACAACUGCAGCCAAGACAUGAUGCCACACCACACAGACCUGUCCUGCACCACCACCCUGGACCUGACCGACGGCACCAUCACCUUCAGUGACAACCUGGGAAACGUGACUGAACCAGCUGGCACUUACGGUGUUCCUGCCAAAAUGGGAUCCAAACUGGAAGAUAUCCUGAUGGACGAUACCCUCUCCCCCGUGGGAGUGACUGACCCACUACUCUCCUCCGUGUCUCCUGGGGCGUCAAAGACGAGUAGCAGGCGGAGCAGCGUGAGCAUGGAGGACACUGACCAUGCUUGUUAGCAUCUGUUGGCACACCUUUCAUAAACUGCUUUGGUUCUUGAUCAGUAGAUGAAAUAAUUUACCUUUUGUAGAAUUUUUUGAUUUUUUUUUUCCCCCCUCUUGUGCUUCAUCAGUGUGUGUGCGUGUGUGUAUAUAUUAUAUAUAUAGGAUUUUUUUUAGAAUUUUUGUGAAGAAACUUGUAUAUUCUAUUUUAAAACUACCAAUGCCUCCAAAAUAUUGUACAGCAUAUGUACAGAAUCUGUGAACUGGAUUCGCCAAGAACUUUGAACUGGUCAAAUCUACUCAAAGCAAUAGAACUACAGAUGAAGAGUCUGUUUCUACUGGGGGGAGGGGGCAAUUGUAGGAUUGUAAAUGCAACCUAUUUACUUGGAAACAAAAUGUAAAGUUUAAGAAUGUAAAGAAACAACAACAACAACAAAAAGUCCAACUUGUAAUUGUAUUAAUUGAAUAGUGCUGCCUUAAAGAUACAGUGUCCCUCAAAUGUUGGUCUUACAUGACAAGUGUUUAGGGAAAAUACCCACGCGACUUCACUCAGAAAACAAACUAAACCCAAGUGUUAAGACAUCCUGAUUGUGUUGAUUGUGAUAUAAAAUGCUGUUGCUGAAACUGCAGGGAGAUGUGAGUGUCUCAGAGUGUUGUUUAAUUUUACUCUGAGCUGAUUUGGGUUUUCCGUUUGAUCAUGGUUCAAGUUUUUCCUCUUAAAUUUUUAUUUUGUUUCGUGACACACAUGGAUGGCUUUGCCAAUGGCAAACCAAGCAGGAGCACUGUAAAUUGGGAUACACUCUCUGGACAAAAAAAAAAUGCAUAUUAUCAGCUGGGCACAUUAUGUUGUACAUAUCUAAUUGGCUUUAUUUUUUUUUUUUUAAUUACAUUGUACAGUUUCUUUUGAUUUGCAUGGAUUCCUUAGUUAUCCUCAACUUUUUUGUUUUAAAUUUAUUUGUAUUUCAUUUGUAAGAUUUUUGCCUCUUAAUAUUGCAGCGAUUUUUUGACAUUUUUAAAACUCAUUGGAAGUUUUCUGCGUUCUUUGUAAACACUUGAAAGGAAGCUUUUAUGCAGGGUUCUGUGUUUUAAGAGAGAUUUUGAGAAUAUUUUGUAUAUUACAGUCUCACUUUGAAAAUGUUUUUAAACGCAUUUAAGGUAGAGUAAAAAUUUAGAUUAGGUAAUAAAACAACUCUGUAGAGAAACUGAACUUACAUAUUUAUUUUUAGUGAUACAGAAAAAAAGUAGUAAUAUGCUUGGAAACAUAACUAUGUAGUUAAUAUACCCGUUAGAGCAAUUCGUGUUCUAUUUCAGCACUGGAGCUGACAUAAGAGAAAAAAAAAAAACAACAAAAAAAAAGAGUAAAUUACUGUAUCUGCAAAUAACUGUUACUUGAUAACAAUGUUAUUAAUUUUUAACAUGCAACCAUGUUGUAAAAGUAGUUGGGUGCAUUAUCUACUCAAGUGUAGUCCUAUGCAAUAACGGUAGUUUUCCUUGUAUUAUAUCCAGCCUAGGUGUUCCACGGAGGUGACAGGUGGUGUUCCGAGCUAGACGGAGGGAAUGGAAUUCUCCAGGGCAGCCUACAGCUGACUGGCAGGCGUAGCUCGUUCAGAAUGAAGUGCCUUAAACUCUAGUUGUAGUCUUCCUCGACUAGCACUGACUGAAGUGUGGCAUAGACAGAGCUUUAGGGUGGUGGUGUGUAGGGCGUUGAGGUUAGCACGGUGCCUACGGAUAGAAAACCAGAGCUUCCCUUUCUCCUUUGUGCUACACUGGAAAUUACAUAGGAUGAGUGCAACGGUGAGUAACUUGAGUGCCAGUUUGGCCGGCUUUCCAAGGAAACCUUGGGUUCAGCAGGUAGUGUUCAGAAACCAAAUGUGAACUGGGAUGGGGUGGCUGGGGAUGGUGGUGGGAGUUCCCAUGGCGCAGCUCGCUGAGCCCUCUCCCAGGCAUUUCCCCAGGGGAGGGCUCCUGGUGUCUCCUGCCUGGCACCUGUGCUCCAGCACAGGGGGCUCUGGCUCAGCAGGGCUGUGGAGCUCAGGGUCUGUGUUCCUGUCACUCUUCCCGUGGCUGUGUCCAGCCCUCCCUUCCUGCUUGAGCCGCCAGCGAUGUGUUAGCAUUGAUGCAACCACGGGGUCGUGGCUUUUUUCCUUUCUUUUAUAGUUUUUGAAAGAGGAGCUUUAGUUGGGUUGUUAGGGUGCCUCUCCCCCUCAUUCAUCAAUUCCCUUUUGGGAAUAUGUCUUUCCUAGGGUGGAGAAGCUCUGGCCCAGGCAGGACCCAGGAGGCUGCAGGAUGUGCUGGGGUCACCGUGGUCCUGGAGCAGGAAAUGCUCAACCCCUGCACGGCAGCUCCUGGUCAAGUAUGGGGGUACAGGCUUCUGGUGCUGCUCUUUGGCUGGGGUGACAGGUAGGGAAAUCAGGGCUGUAGGAAAUGCUUGUAGCUGUAACACAGGGCUGUGUUGCCCCUCCCCAGAAAAUGGGGCAGCUCUGCAGCGUUGGUACAACAAAUCAGGGUGUGUGUGUUGGAGUGUAGUAACUGAGAACCACUGAAUGUAUUGAGUGAGGCUUUUGGUUUGGUGCCUGCCCUGGGCAUUCAGAAAUUCAAGUCUGGACUGUGGUAUAUGAAUAUUUUUCAAGCUCAUGUGAAACCACUGGUACUCACUGACAGCCAUGACUUCUGAUUUUUGGCUACAUGCUGUGUGGAGGUGAGUUAGGAUUCAAGGCCAACCAUUCCAUCAAGAGCUGGAUUCCUUGGCAGAAGUCUCUGUGGCCGCAGCAGCUGUGUUGUGUGCUCCUAUACCUUGUGUUUUCUGGGGUAACACAUUGACUUGUCCAUGCCACUCUUUCCCCCGUGUUUAUUUAGGUUACAGCCCUCCUCUGGAGCCUGCCCACCCUUGGAAUGGUGACACUGCGGUGGGGACACCUCUAGGAGACCCAGACCCCCAGUGGGUGCUAAGAGGAGGUGCCUUUGCCUGUUUGAGCAUGGAGGAGGGUGUGGCUGUGACGUUUUGCAGGGGUUGGUGGCAGAGGACAGAGGCAGCAGUCACAGGCAGGGUUUGGCAUGGGCUAGGUGGAGUGAGAUGGACAGAAGUUGUUGCCUGGUGUGGUGACGGUGACGCUGGGCAGCGGUGGCUUCCCUGAGCAGGUGGAUGGGGAACUGACCAAUUCUCACUUUGCCAAAGCCAUGCAACAGGCAGGGAUGUGCAGAGUACCGUGAAGUUCUUACUGCUUUUGGCCUAUAAAGCAAUAUUUAACUCUUGCAACCUGUAAAAGCAAAAAGAAGGUACAUAAGGAAAGCACAAAGCACAAAAUAAUGCACUUACAUUUAUGUUGUUUGACAUAAAAUGCACUGGGGGGGAAGCUGAUGUUGAUAAUAGUAUAAAUACCUAUAUUUCUUGAAAAAGUGACAUUAAUUACUGCCUCUUGCUAUGAUGCUUGGUACUGUAAUGUUGAUAUUCAUCUGCUGUUGACUGCAGCAAUAAUUUGUGUAUGGUCCAUAGCACUGUAAAUUAUGGAUCAAUAUUAAUGUAUCCAAUGAAAUAAUUUGAACUGUUGUUCUUGAUAGAUGGAUUAAAGCAUUUGGUUUUUCACAUA